AUGAUCAAGUUGCCAAGCAAAAAGAUGCUGAACCCAUUCGAGAAUAUCACACAAUGCGACUUGCCUCUUUGGCAAAGUAACAAAUGCAUGUGAUGCCAAAUACGAUGCAUUAAAAAGCUUUGAAGGAGAUCAAUCCAUUACCUCCGAAUUCACUAUAGGCCCCAUGAAGAACGGCCCCUUUACGCGGACUUUUUAAUUGCAUUUUAGUUUUCCUACAGCGUGUCUCAGAUUAGCAAGCAAUUGCUACAAACGGGUGUGCUCAAAAUUCAAAUUCAAAUUGGAGAGAGGAUGCUCACUUAGAGGACACCAUUUCUCAAGCUCAAGAUUCACCACAUGUUUAAAGGGGACCUGUCUUGCAUUUACGAUUGACCCUGUCGAUCGCUGACAAAGACAAAUCGAUGUCCGAUCGAGAUAAUGUAUUAAACGUCUGGUGGACUUCUAAUCUUCAAUCAUUCACGUAGACACUUGGUUUGAGUACAAGAAGUGCAUCGCAUGUCUGGUUUAGGGGCCUACUGACGCCCUUGGCCGUGUUGGUUUGGCCUCGACCAUUUCUUUUUUGACUCAAGAUUAAAGAUAAGGAGCACUCCAUCAGCUCAGAGAUCGUGGUUAUCAUUGGUAGCAAUGUCUGAUUUGCAAAGUAUCAUGGGCCUGAGUUCAAGGCACCAAGAUGAAGUUACCUGGAAGGGGGUGGCAAGUCCAUUCGAACCUUUGGAGGCUUCCCAUCAAGUUCUCACUUCACGAUGCAGUUUGGAACUUGUAUGUUUUUGGCUGUAAUUUCUUGUAUACUAGUCAGUGGACAGAACUUGAGUAAGUCUUCGAGGGAUGGAAAACUGUUCUCUUUGUUUAAUGUGGUCACAUUUGAAAACGGUCCUUGUAUAGGGACACAACCGGCAGGAGGAAUGGGGACAUGCCGUACCAACACGGAAUGUGCUAUUCUCGUUGGAGGAGUUUCCAUUGGAUCAUGUGCCUCAGGUUUUGGCAUAUGUUGUAUGUGCUUGCUAAGUUCUUCUACUGGCGGAAUUGUAACCGAAAACAGCACCAUGUUGCAGUCGCCAUUGGCACGAGCCGGAGUAACGGACGGAAUGACGAUUCCUUUUCAAGUCAAUCGACCCAGUUCAGACGUGUGCUUUUUGCGAUUGGAUUUGGAAUCUUUUGUCAUCAUGGGUCCUGCGGAUACAAUGGAGACCGAGGGUGGUGUAUGUGUAGACACCUUUACCGCUACAUCUAAAUCGGGACCGAUAACAAUUUGUGGCACAAAUUCUGGACAACAUAUUUUUGUGGACUUUGGAUCAAACACCCAAUCUACGCUCACAUUUUCAUUCGGAACCACUCCUGGAGGAACCAUGGCAAUGAGAGAGUGGAGAAUCAGAGUGGAUCAAAUUUCAUGCCUAGCAAUGAACACCCCCCCAACCGGCUGCAUUCAAUACCAUACUUCUCUCAUUGGACAAAUCCAGACUUUCAACUUUGAAGGAAGUAAUGGUCAUUUGGCCAAUCAAAGACAAAAUGUGUGUAUUCGCCAGGCUUCUGGUUAUUGCUGUGUUGAGUACCAAGUGUGCCCUACUACAGAUACAUUCUCUUUGGACGAGACACCGACUCCUCAAUCUUUUAGCGAAGGAAAUUGUGUUGCCAUGCCAUCAGACUUUGUGGUAAUUCCAGGGUCGUCGGGCUCGUGCUCCGAAAACCCGGGAACUCCCUUAAGGUCUCGUUAUUGUGGUGCUUUCUUCAAUUUUGCCAAGGAUCAGUUGUCAAAUGGAAUUGUUUGUGAUUGCACACCUCCUUUUUCUGUGGUAUUUGUAACUGACAAAAGCAGCCUUGCCAUAGGCCCGCGUCUUUUUUCUCGAGGUGCUUGUUUGUUAUAUCGUCAAGUGGCGUGUUAAAGACGUAUCCUAUAUAUAAUUGAUAUCUUGCUACUGUAUACUAUGAAAUAAAAACAUAAGCUGACAAUUUAAAAAUGAAUGUUGAAGCCGACAUUGCCAAAAGUGAGUGACAAAAAUGCGAUGCCUCAAAUAUGUCUGGGUGAAAAAUUGUGUUUGUGUUUCUUAAUCAUACUUUGUAAGAAUUGAUGAUUAAUGCUUUCAAGUAAAAACAGCUAUCACCUUUAUUGUUCUCUCUUUAUUUAGCUUCCGACUUUGGGUAUGCUCUACAAUCAAAAGAAAAGUCAAAAUUGCCUUUUGACCCCUUCAUAUUAGAUGGAAGCAACAAAAUUUCCUAGAAUAUAUUUCUACUUUUAGAAUUAUGAGUCCAAAGACUAUGCAAAAGCAAAAGGACUCUUGC
Tigriopus californicus is the source of this 2274-nucleotide messenger RNA. RefSeq lists its product as uncharacterized. The record is from RefSeq and is a predicted model, not a curated record. NCBI's taxonomy places the organism in Eukaryota, Metazoa, Arthropoda, Copepoda, Harpacticoida, Harpacticidae. The transcript has 12 exons. Bases 741 to 1877 code for a protein of 378 amino acids.